Pseudocercospora fijiensis CIRAD86 is the source of this 705-nucleotide messenger RNA. RefSeq lists its product as uncharacterized. The record is from RefSeq and is a predicted model, not a curated record. The transcript has a single exon. The coding region runs from base 1 to 705 and encodes 234 amino acids. Lineage: Eukaryota; Fungi; Ascomycota; Dothideomycetes; Mycosphaerellales; Mycosphaerellaceae.
AUGUUCAUAACCGUCUUCGAAGAAACAAUCCCAGCCUCAAGAAACGUAAUAGCGGGAGCAUACUACACAAAACUGCGCCCUCCCCUCCAAGACCACUCCGGCUUCAUCUCAGAAAACGGGUACACAUCCCCUUCCAACGAAAAGCAACAUCUCGUCCUAGCGAAAUUCACAUCCCCAGAAGCCGCUCGAAACUGGAGAACCCACCCAGACCAUCUCCGAAUCCAACACAAAUCCCGCCAAGGAGUCUUCGAAGACUAUCGUGUGCGUUCCGGCGCCGUCGUAGAACCUUCGGAAUACUACACGGCCGAUGACCCCACAACCACCACAUCCAAACGCGGACGCUAUUUAAUCGUGUACGAAGAACAUAUUUCCGUCCGAGAGCAACCGGGUUUGAGGAGUCAUAUUGAGACUGCGUUGUUGGUCGCUGCCAGUGGGAUUUUUGAUGAGGCGUUUGAUAUUACUCCUUAUGCGAAUGAUCAGACGGUGGUUUGGUUGAUUAGUUUUGCGACCAAGAAGGCUGCGGUCAAGUGUCGCGCCAGUCAGGCUUAUGGGAAUGUGCAGAAGGGGGCGGAGGAGAUGACGCAUUUGGUGAGGGUUGAGAGGGAUUAUGGACGUUUUGAUCGCAAAGAGGCGCCGUGCGAUGCGGAUGUGUUGCAGAAGGAGAAUGCGGAGAGUCCGCCUGUGAUAUUGAGUCCUGGGAAGUAG